Molecule: messenger RNA, 5605 nt
Organism: Homalodisca vitripennis (glassy-winged sharpshooter)
Lineage: Eukaryota; Metazoa; Arthropoda; Insecta; Hemiptera; Cicadellidae
Gene: EMC8-9
Product: ER membrane protein complex subunit 8
Exons: 5
Coding region: 43-657 (204 amino acids)
Cellular component (GO): EMC complex
Source: RefSeq, a predicted model, not a curated record
AGUCCAACGUUCCGAUCAUGACGACGGUGUAAUUAGUCAAACAUGGCAGAAAUCAAGUUUACGUCCCGUGCUUACUGUAAAAUGAUUUUACAUGCAGCCAAAUAUCCUCAUUGUGCGGUUAACGGCAUUCUGUUAUCAGAGUGUUCCAAGUCUAAAGACUCUAAAAAACCUUCAAACAUUGUUUAUGUGGACGCAGUCCCUCUUUUUCACUUAUGUUUACAUGUGUCGCCUAUGGCAGAGAUCGCUUUAACACAGAUCGAUCACUGGGCGAGUACAGAAGGCCUGGUUAUAUCAGGGUACUACGUAGCCAAUGAGAGCAUUCGAGAUACCAGUAUAGAGAAGCCUGCAAAUAGGAUAGCUGAUAAAAUAGCGGAACAUAAUAGCUCGGCAUGUUUAGUUGUUAUUGACAACCGCCUACUAUCGUUAACCAUGGAGGAGCCGGCGUUAAUAGUCUCACAAUUUGCUGAUGUCAAGUGGAAAACUCUGGAAAAAUCGAGUUGGUCGGUGCCGGAGAGUUGCCUGGACACGGCAGCCACUCUGCUGGAGCGGCGUUGGCAGGAGAACGUCAUAGACUUCGAUAACCAUCUCGAUGACAUCACACUGGAUUGGCGGAACAAAUCGGCAAACUCCGCGAUUGAUACAUAUUCCAGCCAAUAGGCAUUCCAAUGUUGUUUUCUUUUUGUUGUUUCAGAUUAUAUAUAUAAUUUACAUGUUGUCAUCGAGUGUUGAGUAUUAUUUAGUAGAAUCAUUUAUUUAUUUUUUUAGCCUCAUUUUACUUUCACCUCAUUCGGAAAAGUAUGCCAAAUCCGGUACAAAAUAGUGAUUGUGAUUCAAAAUUUUUAGGGAGAAACUAUCCUAGGAACUUAAUGAAUAGCUAGAGACAAUGAUCCUGAUAAUCGGUCAAAAUUAGCCGAGUUCAUUACAAUUUAAAUGAAACCCAGAGCUAAAUACAGAAACAUUUCCUGAGUGGUUGAUACAGUACAUAGUCCACUGCUAGUGUGCAAGUAAACCACAAAUAAAUAUGAUGUGAUAUUAGAAUACAUGAUUACAUAUAUGUAACGCUAGCAGACCGUUUACGUGUAAUUUAAUCAACAGUAAAUCGUUAAUAUUAAAUUUAUUUAAAUGCGCAAUUUUUACGGACGAAAUGAGAUAAGGAAACUAAUCCCUGAAGUAUAUUAAAGUAAAGUAUCUCACUUCCACCUGAAAUUUAGCUUUGGUGAAGAACUACGUAUUGCAUUGUAUUAAUAUUAAAGUCCAGGAGCCGAAAGCAAAUUUGCACUGUAUAAGCACACAAACUAGGAUUUUGUGGAAUAGAUAAGUUUUCUUUUCCCUCAAGAAAGGAAUUGAUUAUCAACCACACUAGCUUUGAUGGAGAAUUGAAACUGAAGGGUAGCAAAAGGGUUAAAAAAAUUAAAAAAAUACGUUAUUUCACUCGCCAUGUAUACUUUAGCUUGACAAACUCAAAACCAAUCAUUUGUUUGAAGUUUAUUACCAACGAUUUAUUAGAAGCAUUUCUGAUUUGAAUUAAUUAUAUUUCCAAUGCCACAGCUGAGUCUGCCUUGUUGCCUCGACCGAAAACACAAAUACAUAGGUCUCAGAAACUUACUUCGGUUAAAAACGUUUACUUCCUAGCCCUCGUCAUGUAAUUCUGGUCUAAGCUAUUUCCAGUGUUAUAGCAGAGUUUGCCUUAUUGUCCUGAUGAAGAAGAAAAUAUGUACAUACACAAGUCUGAGAAGCCCACUUUGGUCAAAUGUUUCUACUUCUGGUCAUAUUAAAUCACUUAAGGUGCCACAGUUGAAUUUGUCUAAUUGCCCCGAUCAAGAAACUAUAUACGUAUGUUGCUCUUGGAAAUCUACUUUGGUGUAAGGUAUUUCUAGUGCCAUAGUUGAAUUUGCAUUGUUUCCCGAUGAAGAACAUAUACAUGGGGCUGAGAAGCCCAUUGCAACAGUCCAGGGGGAAAUCCUUAUUAUAAUCUUUUAACCAACACGUCCGAGAUAUAUUGUGCAACUCUAGUUUUUCGAACAAGAACCACGCUCGAGUUAUGCUGUGCAACUACAGUUUUGUGAUCAAACGCCAUGUCCGAGUAUACCCGUUUUCAUAUUAUCAGCUGGAUUAUUUUUGUUGUAUCAGCUGUUAUAUUGUGUUCUAUUAUGCUAGAUAUGUUUAGAAGAUAAAUGUCCAGUUGGUGGUGCAAUAUUGUGAACAUUACUCAAACUACUUGGACACCAUGUGCUUUGUAUCGCAAACAAGUUCGGGAAUGGUUACGUAAUACGUUGAUAUUUUACAAGGUGUUUUCCGAUGUUUAUUCGUAGAAUGUUGUGUGAUAGUGGUAAUAUGUUGUAAUUAUUUGACAAAUUGACAUUAUUUGAGAUGUUUGUAAACAUUGUUAAUUGUUUACUCUAUUUAUUAAACUUUAAAUGAAGUUUAAAGUGUUAUGUUAAAAACUCCUAAAAAUAGAAAAAAAACUCUGUGUUAGGGGGUCUUAGUAUGUAACUGAACACGGCGCAUCAGUGUCACCAUGAAUCCAGGAACACGGCGGUUUAAAGGGUUAAGCACAUGACACGUUCAGUGCUAAUGGCUAAAAAUAUUUUAUGUCAAUGCAGUUUAGUUCGUCUGAUAUUUGCCAUCAUGGUUACCCAUAAGAACAUUGUAAAAGUGUUAGCUAAUACUCAGCCAAAUUUUAUGGAAUGAUAUGCACAAUCAUCAAUGUUGCUUAUACAAAAAUGAAGCUUCACACAUAAUUUCAUGUCUAUAGAUCACGUAUAUUCCCAAGAUAUUGUGUGUAGAGAGAGACAAGACAUGAAAUUUUUCAAGCUCCUCGAGUGAUGCAGGCUAAUCCUAAUGCUCAGCCGAUUGUGUUUAUAUUUACAUGGUUUUUUAUGUCUCGUAGUGUUGAGAAAGUGGCUGUACAAAGUUUUUAGAAGUACGCAAAAAAAUCAAAAGCACAUGUUGUGUUUGGCUGUCACAGAUUAAUCUUCUGGAAUCUAGAGUCCACGACUGUCUGAAAAGACCUAAAAAAAGUCUGAACUUGCCAUUAAAAAAGAUAUAUUUGAAUGGCACAACAACAGCAUGAAGUCCAGACUGGUGAGAAUGAACCCAAGUAAUGUCACAGCACAGAACCAAGAGAACACACACACCAAGUAGUGUCACAGCACAGAACCAAGAGAACACACACACACCAAGUAGUGUCACAGCACAGAACCAAGAGAACACACACACACCAAGUAGUGUCACAGCACAGAACCAAGAGAAACACACACACACCAAGUAGUGUCACAGCACAGAACCAAGAGAACACACACACACACCAAGUAGUGUCACAGCACAGAACCAAGAGAACACACACACACCAAGUAGUGUCACAGCACAGAACCAAGAGAAACACACACACACCAAGUAGUGUCACAGCACAGAACCAAGAGAACACACACACACCAAGUAGUGUCACAGCACAGAACCAAGAGAACACACACACACCAAGUAGUGUCACAGCACAGAACCAAGAGAACACACACACCAAGUUGUGUCACAGCACAGAACCAAGAGAACACACACACACCAAGUUGUGUCACAGCACAGAACCAAGAGAACACACACAUUAAGUAGUGUCACAGCACAGAACCAAGAGAACACACACACCAAGUAGUGUCACUACACAACACAUGUCACACGCACCAGGGAAGAUGGAAGACUGGAGAGAAAAUAAAUAUUGGAACUUCUUGUUGUAUUGUGGUGCAUGAGGUGAAACAAAGAAAACAGGAAGGCGAUGGUCGGGAUUGGGAGAAGUAAGGGGAAGACACCUACGCCUCAUGUUUUGGUCAUGGAUCUCAGUGUCAUAGUGUGUAUACCAAUUUUAUCGACUGAGGUUUAUUUGAGUGUUAAAAUUUUUUAGGUUUCCUUGCAGGAGUAGAUCACACCAAGUGGCGCAUAACAGGCUUUGCUGAGGUAUGCAAAAUCUCAAGUCAAUCGCUCAUUUCAUUCUUGAGAUGUCUUUUGGACAGACAAACAAUCAUACAGUAAAGAAAUUUUGAUAUUCUCCGGCAGACAAGAGAAAUCGUGCCAACCUACUGAGUGAUAGGCUUCAAUAACGCUCAGCCAAAUUCCAUGGAUAGACUUGCCCAUCGUAGAAAUAAUUCGUGUCUAUGUGGAAAUGAAGUUCCAUGCUAAAUUUAUAGUGUACAAGUGACAAUCAGGUUACCUUGUGGAUAGGCUACAUGCGUUACUGUCAUAUGUUAAAAUGUAUAUGAUUGCACUCAGUUUGCCUACAGAUUUAUUUAUUCCGGGAUUUUCCCACUGCUAUCAUGGUUACCCAUAAAACUAUAUAAAAAUUGUUUGCUAACGCUCAGCCAAAUCUCAAGGAGUGACAUGCACCAUUAAACUAGAUGUUGCUUACUUGAAACCUAAGUUUCAUGCAAAAUUUCAAGUCUAUAGAGUCAGUUCGUUUUUGAGAUAUUGUUAGACAGAAAUGAAAUGUAUAAAGCCUCUCAACAGGUGAUAAGCUUUGCUCAGCCAAUAAAUUACUAAUCAGAUAAUCAAAGGGUUUUAUAAUAAUAAUUUUAGGGACACUAUUUCACUAGUGCAGUGAUGAAUAUCAUUACAGGGCUGAUGUGAUAGUGUAUUUUAAUAUCAAAGAAAAAAAUAUUAAUUUUGUUGUACAUAGCUAUAAUCUUGUACACGGAACACUUUUCACGGGGCCCUUUAUGAUGUAAACUUGGUGAAAGUAAGAUGAGACGAUUAAACGAUUACAAACUUAGGCUGAAGGGUUUAAGGAUUUUCUACCUCCAAUUGGAACAAUUGUCUGCAUUAUUUUUAUGGACUGUUUAUUAAAGGUAUGGAUUUGUGAACAAAUGUCAUAGCGACCAAUAUUGUUGUUUAUGUAUCUAGAAACUACUCUAGUUUUUUGUUUGUUUCUUGUCAUAGAUUUAGUAUCAUUAUUGUUAUUAGGUAUAAAGACAGCUUUAUCUUUUAUUCAGCAUUAGAUUUUUGUCAGUUGAAUUUGUCUAUUCGAUAUUCAUGAAAACCAAAAUGGAAAAAUCAAAUGCUGUAACUUAGUAUAAAGUGAACUACUAUCUAGAAAUUUUAUACUGUGUGUACACACACGUCCUGCACAUCAUAUCUUGAAACUGUACAUAAUGUUCAGCAACGCAGUGCAGCAACUUUGUUUGUUUGUUAGACAUAAGGCGAUGUUUUUGUGUUGAAAAUUAUAAAAGAAUUAUAAUACCGAGUUGUUUUGUUUGCGAACUGUUUGAACCCCGAUAUAAUUGUUGUUGAAAUUCUUUACAUUAGGUGGAAAGCUUCUUAAAGUAUUUAUCAAAUGUAAAGUUGUAGCCAUUACUGAUCAUGCUUGUACACUAGUAACCAUUAUUUGACGUAUCAGAAACAUGUAUGAUGUAUCAGAAACAUGUAUGACGUAUCAGAAACAUGUAUGACGUAUCAGACACAUGUAUGUAGACCCUGUGAUUGUGAUUCGUUAAACGGUACAAAUUGUAAAAUACAGUUGAGUUGUAUAUUGUACUUUGCUGAUGCAUUGUUUCCGCUAGAUUCCAAUGAGAUUGUAAAAGAUUACAUUUUAUAUGGAGGAGAAUAAACUUUUGUAUUAUCAAAA